AUGGAAGAUUUCGGUAUCUCUCGAGCUGGUCUCUCUAUCAGAGCCAAGGCUCUUGCCAAACUGGCCAAGUAUGCCGCCACUUCCAACGCGCCCACUGCUGACUCGGAUCUCGACAAGCUCAACUCUGCCCUUGGCCAGGUAGAAGACAAGUCCGGUAUCCCCAUGAGUCCCAAGGAGCUGGAGGUGCUUCUUGCUCUGGCUGGUUCUGCCAAGUACGUGGCCAACAUCGACAGAGCUGCUUCCUUGCUCCAGCAGCUCGGCCAAUACCUCAUUGAAUCGCCCAAACAGGUUUUUGCCAAGUGCCCCGUCAUCCGAAAGGUCUACCCGUCCCCCUGGGAGCUUGUUACCAAGGCCGUGACUGCCGCAGUGCUGGAUCUCGGUAUUAACUUCCCUGCUCUCUAUGAAGAGUCCCACCGGUACAUUUUCCAGUACAUUUCUGUGGUCCAUGAACUCUCCUCUGGCCGAUCUUUGGAUGUGCUGCUGCCCUUUGUGCUGUCCAUCCACGGCUUUUUGGCCGAGCUCGCUCGAAAGACGGACUCGUUCAGCGUCGAGGACCGACAAAAGCUCUUUUCGGAGCUCAAAUGGCUCACAGACUCGUCCUUUCUGCUCGAGUUUGAGACUGAAAUGUCCAAGCUACGAUCCUCCGAAGACGAGUCUACCUGGGCUUCGAUUGUGGCCAAGUACCAGGUUGCCGACCUCCAGCUAGGUGCCAUGGUGCUCUCUGCCUACUUCUGUGACUUUUGCCGAGCCCUAGCCACCUCUCUGGUCAUCGUGGGAGACGCUUCGGAGUCGUCUGUGCUGGACUCCAUUGGAGGUUUGUCUACCGAGAUUUCCAACCCCGGCAACAACCUGCUCAAUCAGCUCAACGAGUACGCCAUCCGAGAAAUUCAUUCGCUCGACGAAGGUGCCAGUUACAUUGAGCUCGCCUCUCCUGACCGAGUGCUCACUGCUCUCAACAUCAAGGCCUCUGCUCUGGAGAUCGUUGGCGUGGCUGUUCACUUUGGAAUUGUUCAUGAGUCCGAUACCACCGGAAUCAUUGAGUCUUCUCUCGAGCUGACCUCCACCAUGCAAUCGGAACGACUUAUGUUGACUCUGUUCAAGUUGGGUUCUCUUAUUGGAGGAUCUCGAAUCUGCUCCACUCUGGUCAGAUUCCUUCCUCACUACGCAUGUGACCCCCGAGUGUCCCCUGAAGACGUCCGAGAGGCAACCCGAGUCAUUGCCAGCCGAGCUAUGGUGUCCCUGUCAGAAGACUCUGUCGUUUCCUCUGUCUACACUCUCGUCAACCUCCUGACCCCCAUCGAGCGAUCUGACGACCAGUGGGAGCAGGUUGCUAUCUUCCAGAAUGUUGUGACCGCUGCGGUCACUAUUGCUAUCGAGUACGGUGAGACCACCAUUGCCGUGCUCGUUUCCAACGUUUUGGCCCAGAAGCUGCUCCAUAUCUCACCUGAGAUUGACCAGGACAUUAUCCUUGGCUUGUCUGACAUUGCCCUUCAUGUUCCCGAGAAGGAGUUCAAGUCAAUUCUCAAGGUCUACUCUUCUCUGGCUAGUCACGCCUUCGAAAAGGACAACAAGGAUAUGCUGCUGACCGUCACUCAGGCCAGAAACCACAUUGCCACCUGCCUGAAGAAGGCAUACCUACAGGAGUCCUCCGAGACCAUCAAACAGGCUCUUGUUGAUGGCCCCAGCACCGACAAGUCUGCCGAGCUGUACCAGCCCUUUCUGUCGGAGCUUCUCUUUGGUAUUGUUUCCAAGGGAGAGGUUGCCAAGGACGACCGAUCUCAGACUGAAGUCAAUGCUGUUGCUGAGGAGAUUGGUAUCUACCUGCCUCCCCUUGCCCAUCUGCUUCCCGAAUACCCAGAGCCUGCACUUGAUUUGUCUUCCAAUCCCGACCUGCAGACUCUGUUCCGAAAUGCUUGGUUCAACAUGGUUGUGCACGGCUAUGCCCCCAACUCGGACAUCACCAAGAAAUACCAGUCUGAGCUGGAGAACAUUGCCCGAUCCACUCCUCCUCUUGUGUCUGACAACUCCCCCAACAAGAUGGAGUCUGAUCUGGAGCUCAACACCGUCCUUCGACGAGGCUCUUCUCGAUCCAACGUCAACAAUCAGAAGGCCAACAUGGCCAAGGUCUUUUCUCUCAACAACUCGUUUGAGAUCCGAUCUUUGCACUACCCCAAGCUCAUGUUCAUCGCUGCCACAAUGUUGGUCGAGACUCUGCGAGCCAGUACUGGCAACUGUGGAAAGGUGCUCAUGUACUUUGGAGAUAAGGGCUUCAACUCCGGUGAGACUGGCCGUCACAUGGCCGGUAUUGCCACCGAUGUCACCAAGGUUUACAUCAUGAAAGUUCUUCGAGGCCACUCUCCUCCCUUCACUGCCCAGGCUGUUGCCGAGCAGAUCAAGGAGAUGUUGGUUUGCUGCUGCCAUCGAGUGGCUGCCAUCCAGGACGUUGCUUUCGCAUGCACCGAUUUGCUCAUUCGAGCUGUCCCCUCUGCGCUGUGCCAGAAGCAGUCUCUGUACGCUCUUCUCGAGCUGCUCACUCUGCUGUGGAGUUCUUGUAUUGACGCUGAGACCGACGAGUACGAGCCCCGGUCUGUGUUCAAGAGCAACAAGCAGGGUCUGGACAUUACUCUCGAGCUAUCCGACUCGUACUCUGCUCGUCAAUACACACUGAAGCGAUUCCAGGGCGCUGCUCGGCAGUGGGUCCAGUUUGCUAUGACCAAGCUCACCGCCGACAUGAAGUCUCUGCUGCAGUCCUACUUGGUCGAUAUGGAGGGCUCCCGUGACUUUGAGCACGUUUCUCUGGGCUGCUCUUUUGCUUUGGAGAUGGGUGGAUCCGUCACCGGCACCGACCGUCAGCUUGCCUCUCUCAAGGCCGUCAACGACAUCCCCACCGAUACUGUUUCCGGAUUCUUGUCACAGUACAUGUGGCGAAACGAGUUCCGAGACGACGGAGCGGCUCUGACAAUCUCUUCUGGAGAUGCUGUUUCCGAUCUACGAUACUCCUUCUACUCUCGAGUUGCUUCGCUCACCGAGAAGCUGGAUAACAAGUCCUACGUUGCUCCUGUUGAGGUCAAGAAUCUGUUGUUCGCUGGUGCAUCUUACCUCUCUCGAGUGGGCCACAAGGGUGUUGAUGCUGCUCGUCUGCUUGUUCAGAUUCCCUUCCGAGCCUUCUCCGAGGCUUCCAUCAAGACUGGUAUCUCCAUGUGGCUGUGGAUUGCUUCUGAGAUCCCUGCUCUAGAGUACGUGAUACUUGCCGAGGUCUACCGAGGCUGGGAGACCACCGUCCAUGACCACGUGGGUUUGUACUCUCGAAAGCACGAUAUUCCAGAGGCUGACUACGCCAAAAUGGAGUAUGCUCCUUCCAACAAGAAGGAGAUUGACCACGACUCUACCGUGACCCUGCGAUCUCUUGAGCCCCACCAUGCUCUCGUGCGGUACAUUUCGUCGCGAUUCAACACCCUGGUAUACGACUCUCCGCAUGUACUCAAGCAGAUCACCGUGUUCCUCACCAGCGCUCUGCAGGGUCUUCACCAUGCUUCUCUGCAUGCUUUGUCUCGAGAGACUCGAUUUGAGCUGAUUCUGCUUGCACUGGAUGUUCUCAAUGUCCAGAACACUCGUGGAUCCAAGGGUGCGGAUCGGCUGUUCCGGCUCAUCAUCCGAUCUGCCCUCACCUGGUUCGCACAGCCUCCUCAAUGGCCUUUUGGAGGUAACCGUCUGCGAAUGAUUUCCGAGAUCCGACUCUUCUCCGAGGUCUCCGACAUGCUAAAGAACGUGGGUGGUCGAAACGCCUCUUCUGCAGCCUACAAGGAUCUGCUGGUGGCUUUCAUUUCGGAUGAGCUUAUCAAGAUGACUGCCUGGGCCGAUCCUCUACAGAACGGUGCUUUCAAGCCCCAGCACCGAAUCGUGGCAUCUGCCAUCUCCACCAAGACCGUUCAGGAUGCUUGGAACGUGGACCCUACUUUGGCUGUGUUCUUGGUUGAGCGGUACGCUUCUGGCGAUGGAGUCAAGCAGCUCGAGAAGCUCAUCAACGCUGAGCCACUGCGAAUCAUCAACACUCCCCAGGCCGUGCCUUACUUCCUCAAGAAUGCAUCUCCCAAGACCAAGCACUAUCUGCUAUUGAUGAAGCCCGUGUCUCCCAUCUCGUCCAUCAACCUGUUCUUGCCUGCCCAUCACCCCGAUUCCAUCACUCUUCAGUACGCUAUGCGAUCUCUGGAGAGCCACGAUGUCAACUUGGUUUUCUUCUACGUGCCUCAAAUCGUGCAGCUACUGCGAUACGACAAGGCUGGCUAUGUAGAGCGGUACAUUCUGGAGACUGCCAAGCUGUCGCAACUGUUUGCCCACCAGAUUAUCUGGAAUAUUAUGGCCAACUCCUACAAGGAUGAGGACUCUACUAUCCCCGACCCCAUGAAGCCAACUCUUGAUCAUGUCGUUGAGCGAAUGAUCGACUCGUUCGACGCCGAGGAGAAGUCCUUCUAUGAACGAGAGUUUGGCUUCUUUGCCGAGGUCACGGACAUUUCCGGAAAGCUCAAGCCCUACAUCAAAAAGACUAAGGCUGAGAAGAAGGCCAAGAUCGAUGAGGAGAUCAACAAGAUCAAGGUCGACGUUGGUGUCUAUCUGCCCUCCAACCCCGACGGAACCGUCAUUGACAUUGACAGAAAGAGUGGACGACCUCUGCAGUCGCACGCCAAGGCUCCUUACAUGGCCACUUUCAAGAUCCGACGAGAAGUACGAGCUAUUGGUGACGAUGACGAGGAUGUCGACGAGGACGGCCACCAGCUGACCACCACCGUCGAGAAGUGGCAGUCUGCCAUUUUCAAGGUCGGUGAUGACUGUCGACAGGAUGUGCUGGCUCUGCAGAUCAUUUCCGUCUUCCGUUCCAUUUUCAACUCUUACGGAAUGGAUCUGUACGUCUUCCCCUACCGAGUCACCGCCACGGCACCCGGUUGUGGUGUCAUUGACGUUCUCCCCGACUCCAUCUCUCGAGAUAUGCUGGGUCGAGAGGCCGUCAACGGUCUGUACGAGUAUUUCACCUCCAAGCACGGAUCUGAGGAUUCUAUCCAGUUCCAGCGAGCCCGAAACAACUUUGUGAAGUCGCUCGCUGCCUACUCCGUCAUCUCCUACCUUAUUCAGUUCAAGGAUCGGCACAAUGGUAACAUUAUGUACGAUGGACAAGGUCAUAUUCUGCACAUUGACUUUGGUUUCUGUUUCGAUAUUGUGCCUGGUGGUGUCAAGUUUGAGGCUGCCCCCUUCAAGCUCACCCACGAGAUGGUGCUGGUUAUGGGAGGUAACACUCAGACCCAGGCUUACCGAUGGUUCGAGGAACUGUCUGUCAAGGCUUUCCUGGCUUGUCGACCUCAUGCUGAGACCAUCAUCCAGCUGGUUCUGCCCAUGUUGGAUUCUGGACUUCCCUGUUUCAAGGAGCAUACCAUUCGAAACUUGCGACGGCGAUUUGUUCUGGAGAAGACUGAAGCUCAGGCCGCCACUCACUUCCGAGGACUCAUCAAGAAGUCCAUCGAGUCUUUCUACACCAAGGGCUACGACGAGUUCCAGCGAAUCACAAACGGUAUUCCUUAUUAA
Messenger RNA from Yarrowia lipolytica CLIB122, 5574 nucleotides. RefSeq lists its product as uncharacterized. The record is from RefSeq and is a predicted model, not a curated record. Gene Ontology annotation, cellular component: cytoplasm; plasma membrane. Gene Ontology annotation, biological process: phosphatidylinositol-mediated signaling; phosphatidylinositol phosphate biosynthetic process. Lineage: Eukaryota; Fungi; Ascomycota; Dipodascomycetes; Dipodascales. Gene Ontology annotation, molecular function: 1-phosphatidylinositol 4-kinase activity.